AAUGCACACAUCUGGUAGAGAUUCGGUCUCUGUAACGGAAAUAAAAAAAUUGUUAGUUGAUGGAAAGUGAUUGAAGAAGUUUAACACUUAGAAGAAAAAUUGAAAAUAUAAAAAAAAAAGUUUUAAAAAUUGAAGAUGACAAGAGACUAUUAGUAUGCUACUUCGGAAGUUUUAGUUUUUAGUUUAAAAAAAAAUCGAGACAGAGCAUCAGAGAAAAAUGAAAUAUAAAAAGUGGUAAAAACUCAGAAAUAAAAGAAGAAGAUUUUCUACUGAAGAAACGAUUUAAAAAGAGGAAAUCAAGACGAAUACAAAUUCUUCUUCAACCAAAUUACGAAUAUGAUGUCCCAACACAUAAACUCUAUGCUAGAGCACCUAAAAAUGGGUGGAAAAAAAUCGAAAGUAUCCAACGGUAAUCUCGAUCCGGUCGAUCAGAGUCAAUUGUAUAAAGAUUCAAACGGUGUCGACGAAGUGGACAAAAUCAGUGUGGUAAUAAAUGAUGUUAAAAAGACAAAAAAUCACGUCAAUCAUAAGGACGGUGGAUCAAAUUGUGACGCAAAUGCAAGUGACGAGAAAUUUGAUCCGCGUAAAAGAUUUAGUGUGCCCGGUGGACAGAAUCAAAAUGUGGUAGCAGUAAAGCAUGGCAAUGGAGACGUUCAGCAGUGUAGCGCCACUAAGGACCUCUUGGCAUCGCCAAGAAAUAUGCCGAGAAAGUUGUCACAAGAUCUAAGACGUGGAAUUAAUUUUCCAAUGGAUGAUGGGUUUGACUGUUCGAAAUAUAGAAAACCAGUGAAGUUGAAAAGCAUGAUUUCCCACUAUGAGACAUACGACUCGUUGCAUACUAAGGCAAUAGAGGCACCAAAUCAACCAUUAGCAUGCAACCGUUCGGUUUGUAUGGGAAGUGUGAUGUUCGGAGCUAAUUUUCAAGUGGCCCAGAGUGAAAUUCGUAAGCCGGAUGUUGUUUUAGAACAUGCAAAAAAUUUCUUGGAUCAAUAUUUUACUUCAAUCAGGCGUCCUAAAUCACAAGCAUAUGAAUCACGUUUGCAACAAGUGCAAAGCGAUAUUGAAUCGACGAACAGCUACCAUCUAACAGAAACCGAACUAAUUUACGGUGCUAAAUUGGCUUGGCGUAAUUCAGCGCGAUGUAUUGGCCGGAUUCAAUGGUCGAAAUUGCAGGUAUUUGAUUGCCGCUACGUUACAACAACAAGUGGAAUGUUCGAGGCGCUUUGUAAUCACAUUAAAUACGGCACGAAUAAGGGAAAUUUAAGGUCGGCAAUAACGAUAUUUCCACAACGAACGGAUGGCAAGCAUGAUUACCGUAUAUGGAAUCCUCAAUUGAUUUCGUAUGCAGGAUAUCGUUCAAGCUCUGAUGGAAGCGUAAUUGGUGAUCCCCAAAAUGCUGAAUUCACUGAGGUUUGUUUAAAGCUCGGCUGGAAAGGUAAAGGUACUGCAUGGGACAUACUUCCAUUAGUACUGUCGGCAAAUGGACAUGAUCCAGAUUAUUUUGAUUUACCUCCGGAUUUAAUUCUUCAAGUUCCAUUGAGUCAUCCAACAUAUGAAUGGUUUGCUGACUUGCAGUUACGAUGGUAUGCACUUCCAGCUGUAUCUAAUAUGCUGUUCGAUUGCGGUGGUAUAAUAUUCACAGCUACAGCGUUUAGUGGCUGGUAUAUGUCCACAGAAAUUGGAUGCAGAAAUUUGUGCGAUGUUAAUCGACGUAAUAUGCUCGAGAAAGUCGCAUUGAAACUGGAAUUAGACACCCGCACAUCAACAUCGCUAUGGAAGGAUAAAGCACUUGUUGAAAUCAACCUGGCGGUACUGCACUCAUUUCAAAGUCACAACGUAACAAUUGUGGAUCAUCAUACAGCCAGUGAAAGUUUCAUGAAACAUUUGGAAAAUGAAACGAAAUUAAGAAACGGCUGUCCGGCUGAUUGGGUAUGGAUUGUACCGCCGAUGUCAGCGUCCGUAUUACCCGUAUUCCAUCAGGAAAUGGUUGUUUAUUCAUUGAAACCGUCGUUUGACUAUCAGGAGGCUGCUUACAAGGUGCAUGUAUGGAAAAAGGACAGAGACAAAUCGAAAAGUAGAAAACCUCGACGGAAAUUCAACUUCAAACAAAUUGCAAGAGCCGUCAAAUUUACAUCUAAAUUAUUUGGUCGUGCACUUUCUCGUCGCAUAAAAGCAACUGUUUUGUAUGCAACGGAAACGGGCAAAUCUGAACAGUAUGCCAAACAACUGGUGGAACUUUUAGGACAUGCUUUUAAUGCACAGAUAUAUUGCAUGUCAGACUAUGACAUAUCAUCAAUCGAACACGAGGCUCUACUUUUGGUUAUUGCAUCAACAUUCGGAAACGGUGAUCCACCCGAAAACGGUGAAGAAUUCGCACAGGGCUUGUACGCCAUGAAAUUGCGGGAAAAUGAGGAAAAUACAACAGAUAAUCACAAAAGCAUCGCCGUGUCAUCUAAAUCCUUUAUGAAGGCCAACUCUAAAAGCGAUCUAACCAAAUCUUUGCAACAUCUCAAAAAAUUCGAUCGACUCGAAUCGUUGCGCGGCUCCACCACCACAGAUUCGUACAGUGAGGAAACAUUUGGACCAUUGUCGAACGUUCGAUUUGCCGUUUUUGCUCUUGGUAGUUCGGCGUACCCGAACUUUUGUGCAUACGGAAAAUACGUUGACAAUGUUCUGGGUGAAUUGGGAGGUGAACGGCUCACCAAGGUCGCAUACGGCGAUGAAAUGUGCGGUCAAGAGCAAGCAUUUCGUAAGUGGGCACCGGAAGUUUUUAAGAUUGCGUGCGAAACAUUUUGUUUGGACACUGACGACACAUUUUCCAGUGCAACAUUAGCACUUCAAGGUGAAUCAUUGACGAGAGACACCGUUCGAUUGGUGCCAGUAAACGAUAACACGUCACUGGAAAGGCAAUUAUCGAAAUAUCACAAUAAGAAAGCGGUCGUUUGUAAAAUAAAAUCGAAACCACGAAAUCUGCAUGGCAAUACGAAGAACAGUAGCGGCAAAUCGACGAUAUUGGUGGAAAUUAUCGCAAACGAUGUGGACUAUGAGCCCGGUGAUCAUGUCGGUAUAUAUCCAACAAACAGCUCGAUGAUUGUGAAUGGAAUUCUGGACAGACUGUGUGGCGUUGAUAAUCAUGACGAAGUGCUACAAUUACAAAUUUUAAAAGAAACACAUUCGACGAACGGUAUCGAAAAAAGUUGGGAACCACAUGAACGAUUGCCAGCAUGCUCGUUAAAAACAUUGCUGACGCGAUUUUUAGAUUUAACUACACCGCCGUCAAGACAGUUACUUACAUUACUAGCUUCAUUUUGUGACGAUAAAGAAGAUGAGGACCGAAUGUACUUGUUAGCCAACGAAUCAUCAGCAUACGAAGACUGGCGUCAUCACUUCCAACCUCAUUUGUUGGAAGUUUUAGAAGAAUUUCCAUCUUGUCAUCCACCUGCUUCGCUGCUAAUAGCCCAUCUGAUGCCAUUACAAGCAAGAUUUUACUCUAUAUCGUCUUCGCCGCGUAAAACACGAAACGAAAUCAACUUAACGGUUGCUGUCGUCAAAUACAAAACCCAAGACGGAGAAGGGGCGGAACAUUAUGGCGUCUGCUCAAAUUAUUUGGAGGGACUGGAACAGGAUGACGUUAUUUAUUUAUCGGUUCGCAAUGCGUCAAGCUUUCAUUUACCGGCCGACAGCUCGAAGCCGAUUAUUUUGAUCGGACCCGGUACAGGAAUAGCACCAUUUCGGUCGUUUUGGCAACAUUGGGAUGUUCUACGAAGCGAAGAUCCUGAUGCAAUCCUACCAAAGGUUUGGCUAUUUUUCGGAUGUAGAACCAAAUCGCUGGAUCUGUAUUGCGACGAAAAAGAAGAUCUUGUGGGCAGAGGAAUUUUGGACAAAGUCUUUUUGGCCUUGUCACGCGAACCGAAUACACCAAAGACAUACGUACAGGACUUAGCUGCUAAUGAAGCGGAUUCCAUAUACAGAAUAUUAAUCAAAGAAGGUGGUCAUGUAUAUGUCUGUGGAGAUGUUACCAUGGCAGAACAUGUCUAUCAGACGCUAAGAAAAAUUAUCGCCACCAAAGAAUCGAAAACGGAAUCGGAAGUGGAAAAAUAUUUGCUGUCGUUGAGAGACCAAAAUCGAUAUCACGAAGAUAUAUUUGGCAUCACAUUACGCACUGCAGAAAUUCAUAAUAAAUCCCGAGCAACAGCCAGGAUUCGAAUGGCAUCGCAACCGUAAAUAAUAACUUUCAGUUUGUUUGUUUUUCACUUACUUUAAGACUGAUUUUCAUAAAAAUGAAAUUUUUAAAUUAAAAUAAUUUAGUCAAUGAGUACAGCCAGCCAUUGGGCUCGAUUUUUAUUGUUUGCCUUUCAAAUUAUAUAAAAAACGAAAUUUUAUGUUCGAAUAGGGGACUGUAAAUAAAUGAAUCACAAUAAAGGAUUCAAUUUUAUGUUAACUCUAAGUUGCUUCGAUUUUGAUUUUUCGAUAACUUAAAGUCGCGACAGUUCAGUCGGAAAAAUGAGUGUUGCGAAUGAAUAUCGAGUAUCGUGUAAAAAUGUAACUUAAAUUUUAAAGCUAGAAAAUCAAAAGAAAAAUUUGUCGGAUCUGCUUCUCAAUAAUUCUUGAAUAUUAAACGUCACUUGGCGAAAGUAUUUUUACUGGAGUAUAUUAGUAUCGCCAUUCGUGCAGAAAUACAAGCGAGGGACCGUGUCUAUUGACCUAAUAUUUUACAAUGAUACCAUUGUAAGACACAACGUUGGCUACACUGGGUUAGUUAUUAAUGCCGCCCCACCCGAUUUACGUUUUUUUUUUUAGUGAAUUUGAGGUUUCCAGCUCAAGCUGGAAUCGAGUUCUGGAAUCGAAUUAUUUAAGGAAGACUUCUUGGCAGGAACCAAGUUUUGUCUAUAGUCUGCUGGAAAUGAACGUCGAAGUCACGACUUUUUCUGCACUAGAAGAACGACGUGUUUUUUUCAAUUUAAAGUUUGUCUGUUCGACUUCGACGUGACUCAGAAAAUAAAUUGCAGCUUUUGUACUUUGAUUGAGAGAAGGUGGGGAUAAAUUCCGAAUUUUUUUAGAAUAAAUAGAUUAAAAUUCUUAGUAUUCAUUAUUUGCAUGGAAUAGCGUAACUAGGUCCAUCAAAAGAAACGCAAACUAACAAAAAAAAACUCGAAAACGCUCCUGUUUCAGUGCUGGCAGCAGUUUUCCAUAAAAUUAUAAUGCUUCAAUUCCAGUUAAAAAAAUCAAUAAAUCUUCAAGCCAGUUUCUUAUUUCACAAUCUCUUUUCCACAAUUGUACGAUUGCAAUAUUUUUAAACUCAUCCCUUUCUUCGUCUAUUCUUGUUCAUAGGUUCGAUAAAUCGCAAUAAUAUCGCGGUACAGUCACUAAAUCUGUUACCUCGGUUCUUCAAAAUAUUUUCCAGUAAUCUACAAAUCUCUUACUUCAUUUGCUUCAACACAAUAUUUCAGUAUUUAAGAGACCAACCAGAAAAGAUCGCUUUUUUUAAUCGUUGUUGUCAAUAAUUAACCAAUUCAAUUAAAAAAGUCGCGAUACAUCUUUUCCCAAUUGUCACUUGACUGUACAUAUACAAAUAAAUAAUUUUCAACCAGCUUGAUACGAAAUAAAGUCAAGAAAAAACGAAUCUUAAAACAUGGUUUUACAAGCUGAAGGAAUUUCGGGAAUGGAAUUUUUAAGAUUAGGAUUAGAUUUGUCUCAGUACAUUUUACUUUCAUCACCAUCAUUUCCUGGCGAUCGUUUGAAAGCAUGGGAAUGUGUGGAAGCGGUUACUGCUACUUCAAACAAUUUUU
Bradysia coprophila is the source of this 5789-nucleotide messenger RNA. RefSeq names its product Nitric oxide synthase (gene Nos). Gene Ontology annotation, molecular function: heme binding; NADP binding; flavin adenine dinucleotide binding. NCBI's taxonomy places the organism in Eukaryota, Metazoa, Arthropoda, Insecta, Diptera, Sciaridae. Gene Ontology annotation, biological process: nitric oxide biosynthetic process. The record is from RefSeq and is a predicted model, not a curated record.